AUGGCAACCCGACUCUUCAGCAACAGAAUAGCCCUUUCGUCGGCGCUUGUCGCCACCGCUACGGCCGGUGUCUACACGGCGCUGGUCUACAGGCGCGUGUCAACCACGCCGCCCAACACCAUCACGAGCGCAAAUGCCGUGUCCGAGUCAUUUGCAAAGUCAGCAACGAUCCGCAACCUGGUGAACCCCAGAGGAUAUGUAGCGAUGUCAGACUCACGCUCAGUGACGCUCGAGCUGCCGCGGCGUGACUCGGAGGAAGAUGACGGGUGGACAGGACUCGCCAGCGAGCAACAAGGGCCGUCUGACCAGGUUCUUCUCGCGAGUUUUGUGAAGGGUUUCUUUGGAGGCAGGGUGUUUCAGCCGGAGCGAAUUGCCCUCGGGGUGUUGCGGCUGCAAGCUGGUCCUUUUCCUGGGUUGACCACGCCAGAAAGACGCAUCUGGAGCACAGAAGAGCUGUCAAAUGACACGCUCCCCCCUCCGUCUUCCACCAUCUUUGGCGCAUUCCAGGUCGCAGCCAUCGACAUCGCCAACACUGAGACCGACGAGGACCCAACGGUCUCUGCAAAUCAGGGUACGACUAGCAGUGUCGACGUCUUGUACGGCUCCAGCGAGGGCCACUUCGCAGGCUGCCACCGCUUCAGCGUAUGUCGCGACGGCCGCAAGGUCAAGCUCGCACUCGAGUGCGUGACGUGCAACCCGACCGUCGACGCGCCGUUGCGCCCGGCGUUCAUGUUCUGGUUCCAUCGAGUGUACGCCAUGUUGCUCUUCCGGGAUGCGCUAUCCAACGUGCGGCAGGUAGCCCGCCUGGAGUGA
Messenger RNA from Purpureocillium lilacinum, 813 nucleotides. RefSeq lists its product as uncharacterized. The record is from RefSeq and is a predicted model, not a curated record. Lineage: Eukaryota; Fungi; Ascomycota; Sordariomycetes; Hypocreales; Ophiocordycipitaceae.